GGGCGGCCUGUUUGGCGGUGACACAGGCGGCGCUUCGGGUGCGGUGUUUGCAGCGGGGCGGGAAGAGGCCGGAGGGAUAUUUCCGGAUCCAUCUGCUCAAGGACCUUCCAUUUGCCUUUUUGGCUGUCCAUGGUGUCUUCCACACUCUUCUCCAGCACCACAUCUCAAAUGGUAUAAUUCAAAGGUUUAUUUGGUGUCCCUGUUACUGACAUAGAGAGAAUAUUCAUGAGAGACUGUUUGUGUCCCUAUCAGGCAACAAAAUGGCAACAGGAGCAGAUGUCCGGGAUAUACUGGAACUGGGAGGAACUGAUUCUGAGAAUAUAGGAACCAUUAACAAGAAAGACAUAAUCAAUUCUGAUAAGAAAAAAUCCAAAAAAUCAUCAGAAACCCUAACCUUUAAGAGACCAGAAGGAAUGCACCGGGAGGUGUAUGCACUGCUGUACUCUGAUAAAAAGGAUGCACCUCCUCUUCUGCCAAGUGACACAACACAGGGCUACCGCACUGUCAAGGCAAAACUAGGCUCUAAGAAAGUGCGGCCUUGGAAAUGGAUGCCCUUCACUAACCCUGCUCGGAAGGAUGGGGCAAUGUUCUACCACUGGCGGAGGGCAGCAGAGGAGGGCAAAGAUUACCCUUUUGCCAGAUUCAACAAAACUGUGCAAGUGCCAGUCUACUCGGAGCAAGAAUAUCAAAUGUAUCUUCAUGAUGAUGCCUGGACCAAAGCUGAAACAGACCAUCUUUUUGACUUAGCACGACGGUUUGAUCUCCGCUUUGUGGUCAUUCAUGACCGUUAUGAUCACCAGCAAUUCAAAAAGCGGUCAGUGGAAGACCUAAAGGAGCGCUACUACCACAUCUGUGCCAAACUAGCCAAUAUUCGUGCUGCUCCAGGCACUGACCUGAAAAUCCCUGUUUUUGAUGCUGGUCAUGAACGGCGCCGGAAGGAACAAUUAGAGAGGCUAUAUAACCGGACGCCAGAACAGGUGGCAGAAGAGGAAUAUCUAAUCCAGGAGUUGAGGAAAAUUGAAGCCAGGAAGAAAGAGAGGGAGAAGCGAACACAAGACUUGCAGAAACUCAUUACAGCUGCUGACACAACCACUGAACAAAGACGUGCAGAGCGCAAGGCCCCCAAAAAGAAGCUGCCACAGAAGAAAGAGACAGAGAAGCCUGCUGUCCCUGAAACUGCUGGAAUCAAGUUUCCGGACUUCAAGUCUGCAGGUGUCACGCUGCGGAGUCAGAGGAUGAAACUGCCGAGCUCCGUGGGACAGAAGAAGAUUAAAGCCUUGGAGCAGAUGCUGAUGGAACUUGGAGUAGACUUGAACCCAAUGCCAACAGAGGAGAUUGUGCAGAUGUUUAAUGAGUUACGCAGUGAUCUAGUGCUACUCUAUGAGCUCAAGCAAGCCUUUGCGAACUGUGAAUAUGAGCUGCAGAUGUUGCGCCACCGCUAUGAGGCACUGGCCAAGGCGGGUAGCAGUGGACCUAGCACAGAUGGUGGCGUACAUGCUGAUGGACAGUCAAGCUUGUGCACUGAAGAGGGCAAGGGUGAUGGCAAGGAACAGAUUAUUGACGUGGUGGGGGCCCCCCUCACACCCAAUUCGCCUUUCUCCACCUCAGCCCAGUGCACCCUGGUUUUGUUAAUCCACUCUAGGAUCUUCAUAAAUUGUGUCCAUUGCUGGCGACCCACAGUGAAGGUAACCUUCUCCCCCCACCCCAGAACAUGCUCUGCUGACCCAGGAGGGACGCUACUCCGGGCCUUUGGGGGGUGAAAGAGAAAACGCAGGGAAUCUGCUUCAAGUUCCUCAUCUGUCAAAAAAGUGAAGAAGCCAUGAGCAACCAGAGAUCCCAGCUCCUAGAUGUUGCAGAAUCAGGACACUGACUGUAGGUUCAAGAGGGCAUCUAUUACCCAGUACUGUGGUAAUGAUCUGGAAGAUUCUUUUAAUGCUAUUGUCCUCUUCUGCUUGAGGUAAAAAGGACUGGAUAAGCUUGCAUAACAAAUUCUUAUUUGUUGAUGAUAUUGUUAUUGUCUUUUCUAUGCCUGAUUUUUUUUGUAAAUUUGUAAAUAUAGAAUCUGUUACCUCUUGUUCUGUAAUCUGAAUUGAAUCUGGUGUGUGUGUGAAGAAGAUCAACAUCAGUAUGAUGCUGGCAGAUGCUUCUUUGUCCCAGUUGCUCCUUGAACUGGGAAUGUGCAGAAGCUGGAUGUUCAGUCAGUCAGACCAUCAGGGUAGGAAUUGUCUUUUGUAUAUCUGAAGAAUGUACGUAGAAGGCGUAAAACUUGUUCAGUUUCCUGGUAUGAUGCUGCACAUGAAUAAUUAAGUAACUGUAGUAUUGAUGCUUAUCUAAUAACAGUGCAGAAGACUUGGAUUCAAUGGCCCAAAUCUUGUUAGAUCUAUCUUAAGGCCAUUGAAUCAAAGGGAUUUACAUAGUUUGACUUACCAUUCAGUAAAUUCAGUGGGUCUACUCUAGCUGAGACUGCCAAGAAGAUUCAGGCCACAGUUAAGAUAUAAUCAGAGUACCAGAAAGAAAUAAGAGUGACAUGAACAAAUAUACAUAUAUUAAAAAACAUAUACAGCUCCUGCUCUUUGUAACUCUCAAGAUUUUCCAUGUACUUGGGUUACACCAAAGAAAAUUUAGUCACUAGUUGAACUUACUUGUUUCUGGCAUUAUAGAAUGUCCUAUGAGAUAUCCAUAAAGCUGAAGGAAUCUUGGUUUAUUGAUCUGUGUGCAUUCAAUACAAAUUAUACUGCUGCUCUGAAGAGGAAAAUGUUCCAGUUGAUAUACAUAUUGUAGUUGGCACUGUAUUUUUUAAAAAGUGUCACUUCUCAGUUGAGGCAUUUUCUCAGUUCUGUCACUAGCCAAAGUAUUCUAUACUGCUGUGCUUGUGGGUAUAUGUACUUUUACAUAGCGUAAUGGUUUUUGUGUUGAUCUUCAAAGUAGUUCUUCAGUUCGCGAUGCUAUCUGUGCUAAAUCCCCUUGUAGUCCAAACUAGAAUACACCCACUGGCCUUUACAUAAAUAUUGAUUCACAGUUCCCAUCAAUUCAGUGGGUCUACUGAACUAAGCUAGAACUAAGAAUAGAAUUCAAGCCUGUAUGUUUACUUGGAAAUAGGCCUCCCUGUGUUCUAGGAUUGCAACUUAUUUGUGUUUGCCUAUCACAUGCCAUAGGCAGGACAGUAUCAUUUGUUCUAUGUAGAGAUAUCCUAUGGGAGGAUAGUUGUAUUGCUUAGUGUCAAAUGAAGCACUUAGCUGAAUACAGGUUGGCUUUUCAUGAACUACACACUGCUUUAGCUUAUAAAGACUGAAUUAUCUGUGUAGGGUCGGACAUCCAAGUCAAUAUAACUAGAACUAUGCAGUCAGUGGCAAAAAUACACAUUAAAAAAAAAUCACUGUAUUUGGUACUGAAUUUAGCAACUUGAAACAAUUUUCAAGCCAUUCUGGCUACAGAGGGCAAUAUGAAAGUGUAUGAUUAAACUAUGGUGAGAUCCCCAAUGUCA
Messenger RNA from Sceloporus undulatus (fence lizard), 3484 nucleotides. It is a transcript of the gene DMAP1, whose product is annotated as DNA methyltransferase 1 associated protein 1. Gene Ontology annotation, cellular component: Swr1 complex; NuA4 histone acetyltransferase complex; nucleus. The record is from RefSeq and is a predicted model, not a curated record. Gene Ontology annotation, biological process: chromatin remodeling; negative regulation of transcription by RNA polymerase II; DNA repair. Gene Ontology annotation, molecular function: transcription corepressor activity. Lineage: Eukaryota; Metazoa; Chordata; Lepidosauria; Squamata; Phrynosomatidae. The transcript has 14 exons. The coding region runs from base 261 to 1760 and encodes 499 amino acids.